Molecule: messenger RNA, 1766 nt
Organism: Paramuricea clavata
Lineage: Eukaryota; Metazoa; Cnidaria; Anthozoa; Malacalcyonacea; Plexauridae
Source: the annotation of a GenBank genome assembly
AUGGUACAUAACACAUUAGCCCAUUUCUUAUUAAUAAUACAAUUUAUACAAGUUACAGAUUAUAAAAUUUUAAAACCCAACAAACAAAGAGUGAACAUGUCAAUAUCCAGAUGUGCAUCUUAAUUUAAUAAUAAUAUUGAAUUAAACAGGAAAACCUACUCCAACUUCUGGCCAAGUUUUAUACCUCAAACGGGCGAUUUCCAUUGGAAUCAACUGAGAAAGAGGUUUGUCAAGUUUAUUAAUUAAAAUAUAUAGUUAUACUUUUUAUCAAACAAACAAGUAGCAUAGAUGACCAGUCGUGUUUUCCCUGCAAACUGUCUCAUGACGAAAAUGGUUGUGGACGAGCUCACUACCACUGUCCAAAAUGUCAAAAGAGAGUAACAAAUCGCAACAGAUUUGCCAAACACCUUGAAAGUCAUUUCAAACCCGAAAUAAGUGACGUGGAAAUGACGCCCAUAAGCCCAAAGCUUUUGGAAGAGAAAGAUACCACGUUUGAUACAGAGCCAGUCAACGAGCCAAAACCCAAGAGGCAAAAAUCAGAAAGGAAAGAGUGUCCAAUAUGCAAAAAGGUAAUGGAUGUCCGAAGUCUACUGAGGCAUCAAAGGGACAUUCACAAAGAAAUAGUUCCAACUAAUGUUUGUGUUGAUGAGAUGAAGGGGUUAUAUAUGGUUCGCAAGGGAGGCGUAGCUUAUCCAGUUCACGUUCAGAAAUGUGUUCGGCCUCUAAGUGAUGUGAACGGUAAACAAACUCAAUUUUGUGAAAACUAUAGUUGCAGAGUUUAUAUGGAGGUUGCAUGUAGAAGUGGAAUGAAUGCUGUCGAGUGUCAGCACAUUAGGGAAGUAGGUGUGAAUACAACAUAUAAGGAAGAGGUUCAUCUUCAGGAAAGUGACCUUAACGGCCUUUCGCAGGAAGGAACAUUCAACAUUUUAAAACAAGAACGAAUUAAGCAAUGCAUAUCACUAUCCAAAGCGGCAUCGUCAAAUAAUGCAGUGUUAAUUGUAAGUUUUGAAGAUGGUGAAAGAUAUAUCCACUUUUCUGUAUAUGAUGGUGCCAUUCACUACUAUUCUAAAUUGGGAAGGGUUAUUGUAACCUGCAAUCUAAAGAAUGGGUAUCUGGAUUGUGGAUGUUGUCAUCAUAAACGUGGUUGCACACAUAAGGCUAUCUGUUUGUGGUAUUUGCAUGGUAUUGACAAGUUGGAGCAGUUCCGUGGUGUUGUUGAAGACGAUGAUGAUGAGUUAGGAGUUCCAAAGCAAGAACAACUGUCGGAUGUAGACCAAAUUUGUGAGCAAAGUAAACUUUUUUAUCCUCCCGCCGACAAAGAUACUGUUGCAAACAUGUGCAAAUACCUAAAAGAUCAUACGAAAUUCCCCCUGUCGGCUAAUCAAGAUAAGUCAAAAGCCAUUCCUCGGAGAUACACACCCGUGGAAAAGGAAUGGCUGUUUUGUAAUAUUCGUCUAAGCAAGCCUAUACGAAUUACUACAAAGGCCACUGUGGUAACGAUGGAUUCUAUUACAACAAACGUAGAAACUUAUUUCUCUAAAUGUGAAUCUUGUGGCAUGUGUUUCCGCUAUCAAGAAUACACCGAAGGUGUGCAUAAUUAUAAUGAUACAUUUCUCAUUGGAUUGGACGUGUGUAUCCAUUUAAGAGACAGUCUUCAAUGUCACAUCCCCAUUGGUAGUGCGACUGAACGUUUGGAACGAAGUCUAAAAACGAAGCCAAAUGGUCGAACGAUCUUCAACACACUUUUCUUCAUUUCGAUGCCUUAA